Molecule: messenger RNA, 3890 nt
Organism: Physcomitrium patens
Lineage: Eukaryota; Viridiplantae; Streptophyta; Bryopsida; Funariales; Funariaceae
Biological process (GO): intrinsic apoptotic signaling pathway in response to endoplasmic reticulum stress; mRNA processing; IRE1-mediated unfolded protein response
Cellular component (GO): IRE1-TRAF2-ASK1 complex
Molecular function (GO): protein serine/threonine kinase activity; ATP binding; RNA endonuclease activity
Source: RefSeq, a predicted model, not a curated record
GUCAUGUCUGCAAAGAUGGGUCGUCCACGUUCGGUCGGGGGUGAGCUGCGGCAGCUUUGACAUUUCUAGAGCCAGUUUCUCGGGUGCAUUUCAUCGCAACAUCACAUAGAUAGGGUAAUGAGGGGGAAAUAGGGGGAAAAACCAGAUGUGGCGCCAACGGAAUGCGUUGUUGAGGUCGCACGCAGAGUUGUCGCAAGCCGAACAUGGCCUGAUUUGAUGCUAGGUUCGUGGUUUUUACACAAGUGCCGUGUUGGAUUCGGGUGAGUGGACUGAUGUUGGGGUUUCGGGGUUUUCUCCUCCGGACUAGACAUUUUGCUGCAUUAUGGUGGUCGCGGAGCUCGGAAGAACAUAAUGUUUGAUGAGAGGUGGAGCCCGUCACGAGAGGUUUGAGAACCAUCGCAGUGCAUCUAAAGCCUUUACCCGUUUACACCGUUGGGGUUGCGGAAUUUUUGGGUAUUGUGGGAUCGUGGUCGGCUUGGCGUUUCGAAAAUGGUGGGAGGGCGAUAUUGGGUGACGUUGUUUUGGUGCAUCCUGUUCUUCUGCUCGCUUCUGGCGAUGGUUAUGUUCCGGCAGGCCAGUGCGGAUGUCCCUGCUUGGCCAGCCGAAAACCUGGGACUUCUACCCCCGCUUGCAGACUCCCACAAUGGGCAAGAGCCGAUUAUGGUGGUGUCGCUUGGUGGAGUCCUCCACGCAGUGAACCCUGCAACAAGGAAGACUCUCUGGUCAUUUGCAUCAGGAUCAGAAAUGUCUACCACAUCCAUGGCUGGAAGAGAAAAGGAAACCAGGGAAAUCAACUCCAGUCUGGAAGAUGGACUUGAUGUAGAAACUGAGGAUUGGUCUAUUUUUACUGGACCAGAUGGAAAACUAUAUGUCCAGGAUGAAAAUGGAAUUUCGCCUAUGCAAAUCAAUAUAAAGGAUCUGGUAGCCAGCUCACCUCAUCACACGGAUGAUGGAGCAGUGGUUUUAAGUUCAGUAACGAACACCGCAUUUCUUCUCAAUAAGGACACGGGGGCUCUCAUACGCCAAUUUGAUAAUUCCGGAAAAGUGUUGGAGAAAGCCGCCUCUUUUGCGAAUGGGCAAGCUAAGGCUGAAGAUGCAGAGCUUUUAUUGCAGCAGAAUUCUUUCACUGAUUCUGAGAAGAAGGUCAACACCAUGCUUUGUCUUAGGACCGAUUAUUCAGUGACUGUGCAGGAACUCGCAACGGGCAAAAUCCGCUGGAAUGUCUCGUUGGGCGAGGUUAAGACCCUAUCCCUUGUUCAGGCUUCGGGGCAGUCAUCCAUGCUGAGGCAUGUUGAUGCCAACGAAAAUAGUAACUUUGUCAAGCCGGUUCUCGGUGCUUCCGUGGCGUCUUCAAGGCCAUCGUAUCAAGUGGCUCCAAUUGCCAUCUUUUCUUCUUCAGGUGAAUACAUAGGAGAUCUGCUGCCCGCAACUGCUGCUUUGGACAGGAAAUCCAAUUCUCCAGGAAAGAUUUCUAUUGUUCAUAGGAUGCAGCCGAUUUCCAAUGUUGCAGAUAAUAAACAGCUUCUACCAGUACUUGCAAAAGUUGGACAUGGCCUGUAUCCGAAUGGAGGGUAUCCAGGACAGAAGACUUUUGAUGGUGUGCCAAGUUUGGACAAUAGAUCUGUCCACCACGGCAGUGUUACUACCAGAGCAGGACGUGAUAUUGCCUGGGCUUUAGGGAGCGUUGGGGGCAUCUUGCUGGUAGUGACCGGAUGUUUGUCUUCUCUUUGGUACGUGUACAACCAAUCUUUAUUUGGGAGAAGAGAGGAAAUGGUGAAAUCAAAGAAAACAGGGGCCAACAAGAAUCGCCGAAAAGGUAGAAAAGGGGGUCCUUCGGCUUCGUACAAAGGGCCAUCCGAGGAUGAUGGGAACAACGAAGUUAUUCAAUCAAACCAAAGGCCGGUUAUUGAGACUACUGCUGAAGGAACUACCCGGAAAGUCUUUAUUAAAAACAGCGCUUGUGGAGAUGGCACACAAGUUGGACGGUUGUUUGUAACAAAGGUUGUUAUUGGAGCUGGAAGCAACGGCACGAGUGUUUUUGAGGGGUACCUCGAAGGUCGUCAUGUGGCCGUGAAAAGGCUUCUAGCUCAUCAUUAUGACAAAGCUGUGAAAGAGAUAAAAUUUCUCAUUACCAGUGAUGAACACCCAAAUGUGGUGAGGUACUUUGCAAUGGAAGAAACCAUGGAUUUUGUGUAUGUAGCUUUGGAAAGGUGCGCUUUGAGCCUGCAUGACCUUAUUGUGUCUGGAAGUGACAACAAUUCUCCAAAAGCUGGUUGCAAAGAUGACGAUUCUCACGACGUGAAGCAUUUGAAGCUGCCCAACGGAAAGGAUUUAAAAUUGUGGGAUGAUAAUGGGCGCUGCUCACCUCAACUCUUGCAGCUGAUGAGGGACAUAGUUGCAGGUUUGUCACACCUGCAUGCUGUGGGAAUCGUCCAUCGGGAUCUGAAGCCCCACAACGUGCUCGUGAGUAAUGGGCGUAUUUUGCAAGCCAAGCUAGCUGACAUGGGCCUGAGCAAACAUCUUGCUAAUGAUGUCUCGUCCUAUCAAGAUACGGGUAAAGGUGGCUCAGGUAGUAGAGGUUGGCAAGCCCCAGAGCAGCUCAAAGAAGGUCGUCAAACUCGGGCAGUGGAUGUAUUCAGCCUCGGGUGUGUUUUCUUCUUUUGUAUCACCGGAGGCCAACAUCCUUACGGGGAGCAUUUUCUCCGAGAUGCCAAUAUUGCGAAUGAUACUCCAGAUUUUUUUUACAUUGAGGACAUGCCAGAGGCUUAUCACUUGAUCAAGUCACUGCUUUCUCAUGACCCUUCCAAAAGGCCAGCUGCCAAGGAUGUUCUGCUACAUCCCUUCUUCUGGAAUAGCGAACAACGCCUCUCUUUUCUGCUGAAAGCCAGUGACCGAGUGGAACAUGAAGAUCGAGCGCCAGACUCAGCUGUAUUGCCUGCAGUAGAAGCUAUUGGACCUGAUGUAUUUGGGUCGUCUUGGGAGACGAAGUUAGAUUCAAAACUGUUGGACGAUGGACGCCGUUAUCGUAAGUACAACUUUAGCAGUGUCAGGGACCUACUCCGCAUCAUCCGUAACAAAAGCCAUCACUUUCUGGAGCUUUCUCAAGAUAUGCAGGAAUCACUAGGGCCUUUUCCAGAUGGUUUUGAGAUCUACUUUUCCACUAGGUUUCCUCGGCUGUUGAUGGAGGUUUACACAGUGCUGCACGACCAUUGCAAGGAAGAACCAACUUUCAAACGCUACUUCGAAGCUAGUGAUGUAAUAUAAGACGCUAUCAUAGGAAAAUACCUGUUUCAUCUGUUGACGAAUCCUGUUGUGCUACCUUUUGGCAGUCGUAAGGGUGCAGCAAAGAUUGGAGUUGAUAAGCUAGCAGCAGUAGCUUUCAUUCCUCGAGGAGUAUCGGCAUCUGGUAUAUCGCCCUUUUCACUUUGCAGAAUGAGCAGUCGACACUGAUCUGCCACCCGUGUGUGCAACAUUGGUAUAUCAUAUUUCAAGUUCAAACAGUAUGAAUUGCUCUUCAAGUUUGCUAAUUGCAAUAGCAUUCAAUAUUGUAUCAUAUUGAGCUAUUAUUCGAAUGGUGUGGGAAGCUCGUACCACUGCAAUGGAUGUGCAAAUGAUAGGGUUUGACUUGGAGACUUGCGUAUUUAGACGCAGGUCCAAAUGUCGUUACCAAAAGUAGACAGGUGCGAGCACUGUCAUUACCGGUUACAGGACGAGAUGAUAAGACUCAAACGAAGAGUACGUGUGCAUUUCUUUGAAACUUUGCGCAUCUUCAGAUUCUUGGUUCUUUCAUGUGCACUAUUGCGCAACUUAAGUAAAUUAUUUUGUUUAUUCUAAUCAAGAAUUUCAAAAAAUAUAAUAAAAUUGUACGUUUCUUGCUACCAUAUUUAACA